UAGACAGAGCGCUGUCCUGGUGGACUGAAGAGUUUGCGUUCGGGUUUGGUAGACACAGAUAUAUGUACAUUACCUUGGAAAGAGUUAGAAAGUGGGGAUCUGUAGCAGUGCUGUUGAGGCUGAAGUUGUCUCCUCGCCACAUUUUUUCUGUCCCAAAGGACACAACCGCAGAGGCUGCCAGCUCCAACUGUAGCAAACACAAGUCGAUGACUGAGAACUCCGCCUCCCAUGAUGGACAAGAAAAGUGCCAACGGCUUUCAGACCAAGGCCAGUGAGGGCGGUGUUCAGAGGAAGCAGCUGCCCUACUCAGUGGAAACUCCCUAUGGCUUCCACCUGGACCUGGACUUCCUCAAGUAUGUUGAUGAUAUUGAAAAAGGCAAUACAAUCAAAAGGGUCCACAUUCAACGCAGGGUCAAGGGUCCACCUAAAUUCAGCACUCUGCCCAGAAAUUUCAGCCUUCCUGGGCAUGGGGCCAGGCCUGUCCCUAAAGAAAAGGACUGCACAUGGUCUGGGACCUCCACCCUGGGACCCAAGCCCAAAUCACGAGUGACAGAAGUCCAACAGAUCUUUGACUUCAGGGCAAGUGAAGGGGGACCUUCCAGCCAGAGCAGCAGGGGAGGAACCAGUCAGGGAACUGGCUACGCUUCAGCUAAGCCCCGAGAUGAAGUAGGAGCUGGGGGUCGGGAUGGUGAAGAGAAAACUGUGGGGAUUCAAAGCCGGCCGAACCUGCUCCGAGCAUCAAGCAUGCCCAUCACCCUACAGCAGCGGAAAGGUUCUGAUUCAAACAGUCCAGACCGUAUUGUGGGCACACCGGAGAGUGGGUCAACAGAGAACAUGUUCCGUGCAUCACCGGACAUAACAGAGAGACGGUGUGUUCCCCAGGAUCGGACGGGGCUUCACCAGCAGAUCACAGUGGCACUAAAGCGGGUCAGAGAGCUGGAAGAGCAGGUCAAAACCAUCCCAGAACUAAAGGCUCAGAUCUGCUCACUAAGGGAGGAGAGGGAGCAACUACUGCUUCAACUCCAAGCCCAGGCCCAAGCCCAGGUUUCCACAUCGUCCUCUACCAUAGUACCAGGUUCUGAUCCCGGGACACGCACUCAGCCACAGGGACUCAGACCUUCAGAGGGACUCAACUUAGCUCUGAUGACUCAACCCACCGGAGGUUUAGAAGCUUCAGAGCAUGUGCCAACACAGCUGGUAACAGGGCAAGAGAAACAAGAUGUGACAGAGAAAAGUAGAGUGUUACUAAAAGAGAGGGAGAUAAAUCAGGAAUCUGUCAAGGGUCCUUCAGCAUAUGGAGAAAUGGGUGGGUUGUCAGAACAAGAGUCAGAGAGACAAAUGCAGGCGUCAGAAAAAGCAGACAAACAAAAAGAGACAAUAGAGAGCCCACUGGAGCAGGCGGUGCAAAAGCUAUCACAGAACAUUGCAGGACAAGAAUUAACAUCACUUAUGGUGGCUAUGAAAAAUACAGAGGCUAGCAGUACUCAGGAUGGUAAUGCAGGGAAAAUUGUGGACCCAGACAGUAUGCAGAAGCUGCAGGAGAAGCUUAUGACACUGGAGACUAAACUUACUCAAGCUAGCCACGAGCUGGACAGAACUAAUCAGCUUUUGAAAGUACAAUAUGAGGAGAACAAGCAAAAAGAGGAGCGAAUACUGCAGCUGAGUGAGGGGGUGAGAGUGGAGGUGUGCACAACAGAAGCACACAGCAGGCCCAGAAGAGAGAGUAUUGACACAGGGACUGAGACGGAGAGAGUAGAUUUUGCCAACCAGGAGACAGAGACAGAAUUGCCAGGUACAAUAGAUCAGGGAACAGAUACAGAUAGAAUCUGUAUUGAAGUGUGUGUGCCCAAACCAAGGACUGGAAGCAUAGAUCAAGGAACAGAGACCAGUACAGCUGACACACAUGAACAGGUGACGGAGAUGGAGGCAGAGGUAGCUGCUGUGAGUCCGCCAAGACCCAGAGCCAACAGCAUGGAACGAGGCACAGUAACUGAGAGGAUCGCCACUCAGGAUCAGAUGACCGAGACGCCCGUGACGGAAAGGGUAAACCAAGUCACAGAAACAGAGGGAGAGACAGUGACAGACCAUCCGCAGAGGCCGAGGGCCAGCAGCGUGGACCGGGGGACAGAGACAGAGAGAGUGGGCACUGUGGACAGGGUGACAGAGACGGAGGAAGCACAGAGGAUGGACCAGCAGACCGAGACAGAGAUGAACAGACGCCUGGAUAACAAUCCAGCCAGAGGUGCAGAAGCAGAGAGUCCAGUGAGAGAAGGUGCAGGUAGCGAAAGAGAAGAAGAUGUAGAUACUGUUGUCAGUGAAAGAGUGGAAGACAAGGAAGCAAGUCAAAGAGAUGGUGGAGAUGGUGAAAGUGUGGUCAUGAAAGUUGUCACACAGAGUUCAGUUGCAGUUAUAGAAAGCAGAGCUGAACAAGCUACAGUUUCAGAUAUUGUGAGCCAGGAUGAAGGAGAAAAGACAGAAUCUAAGACUGAAACAGUUACAGCAAAGAAUGACUCAGACACAGGGGAGAUUUUGCCCCCAAAGACUGAAGUAACAGAAAUUGUUGAAAUACAGCCGACUGCACCAGAGACUGUGGAGAAGGAACUAAUGGAAGAAGGUGAGAUUGUGAGUGCAACAAUCAAAGAGACUGUGGUAACUGGCACGGUUGUAGUAACAGCAGAGACUACAGCUGUGAAGACGGUAGCCCCUGUACGACCCCAGAGAGGCCGAAAGCCCUCAGCAGAGCAGCCACAGCCGUCACCUCUUCAACUUCAGGCUGCACCUGUGCGGCCUCGUAGGGGAUCCAGUGAGACUCAAGCCCAGCAGUCCCACCCUCAGGUGCAGGUACAAGGUCCACCUCAGCUCGAGGCCCAAAGCCCAACACAGCUCUCUGAACCACAGGUAAAACAUCCUGCCCCAUCCUUGUCUCAGGUUGAGGACCACACCCAAGCCAAGAGGCUUCCUGGAGAAUCCAGUGAGAAAAAAUCUGAAACACAACCUCCGACUGAGACUGAAGGCCUGUCUCCAGGCCCCAGUGAAGUCCAAACCAGACCCAAUUCAAUUCAAGCCCAGAAUAAGUCUCAAACUCGGCGGGACUCCAAAGAGCUGAAAGCACCACAGAAGGGACCCAGUGUAUCACAACCUUCUAGGCGUGGAUCAGGAGAAGCCCAGGCCCGCACAACUCGCCAGGGGUCAUGUGACACCCAGCCUCCGUCUCAGGGCUCACGCAGAAGUUCUAGUGAGACUCAACCCCCUCACAAAGAUGACAGCAAGACGCAAUCUCUGCGCAGAGGCUCCGGUGAAACAGCCCAGCGUCGUGGUUCAACUGAAGCCCAAGCCUCACGUCGGGACACUGGCGAGGCCCAGCCCACCCGCAGGGGCUCCAGCGAGUCACCGACAUCGCCUGCGGCUUUAGGCCAAGUCGUAACCCGAUUAACAGGGCUUCUGGGGGAGCAGUGGGCACAGCUGGGGAGCAGCUCUGGAACUCAACAGCCAGCCAGCCAGCAGGAGAGCCCGAGCACGCAGAAACAGACGGCAGGGAAAAAAGCAGAGGCAGGCAAAGGAGCGUCGGCCAAGCCUGCGGGGAAAGCCGUCCCUGCAGCAACAACCAGGAAACCAGCGGGGAAGCCCGGCCCUUCCAAAAUGAGCUCUAUUCAAAGUCAACUGGUCAGCUCCCUCAGCGUCCUCUCUGCCUUCUAUUCACCAGCCCAGAAAGCUGCUGCUGCCAGCAAACAGCAAGAACAAGGUCUCAAAUCUAUUAUGAAGAAAAAUGGUGCUGCUGACAAGCAGGGGAACAAGGGAGCCAAGAAAAACCUGAAGUUUGUUGGGGUGAAUGGAGGCUAUGAGACGACAUCCAGUGAAGAGUCCAGUGGAGACGAGAAGCCAAAGGCAGAGGUGGAGGUGGAGGAGGAGGACAGCUCAGAACCAGAGGUAGAGAAGGAGACCGAGCCGGAGGAGAAGCCUGAGGAGGGAGCAGAGGUCCAGCAGAAGGAUGCGGAGGUCGCGGUUGAGGGAGGAGGUGCCGUGGCUGCAGAGAAGGAGGGUGAAAGAGGGCUGCUGGAUCCAGAGGGCAGCCAGGGGCUCCUGGAGGAACAGGCUGAAGGGGCGAAAGUUGACAAGAGUUUCAUAGAUGCUUGCCUCUAUGUGAAAGACCGCAUGGAAGAGGUUUCAUCCCCAGAUAAAGAAAUGCGUCAGGUGUUAGUGGUGCUCUACCAGGAGUGGUUCAGGGUCUCCAGUCAGAAAGACUCGCAGGCCGAUACCGUCAGGUUAUACCUGCGACAAGUGGGCUUGACCACACCCACUCUCCUGCCAUAUGUAGUGAACCUGACAGACGGCAAUGGGAAUAUGGCCCUGCAUUACAGCGUGUCGCAUUCAAAUUUCCCUGUGGUCAAACUGCUGCUGGAUACUGGUCUAUGUGAGACAGACAAUGUGAACAAGGCAGGCUAUACUCCGGUGAUGCUCGCUGCUCUGACGGCUGCUGAGAGCCCUGAUGAUCUGGAGGUGGCACAACAGCUGCUGAAACUGGGUGAUGUCAAUGCAUGCUCCAGACAGGCCGGCCAGACGGCGCUCAUGCUUGCGGUGAGCCACGGACGCGUUGCCAUGGUGAAGCUGCUCCUGAGCUGCGGCACGGAUGUAAAUGCCCAGGACCGCGAGGGCUCCACGGCCCUGAUGUGCGCCAGCGAACAUGGACACACACACAUCGUGCGUCUGCUGCUGGAAACAGGUCGCUGUGACCUCAGCCUCACGGAUAAGAAUGGACAGACAGCGCAGUCGGUGGCGGAGGGAGCCUCCCACCAAGACAUAGUUGACCUUCUCAAGGCCCACGCUGAGAGCCGAGCCUCCGAGCCCUCGUCUACCACAGACCUCCUCUGAGCCAGGCCGACCCUGUUUACUUCUUAGAACCGCUCCAGCUAGCUGACCCCCAACCCUUCAAUUUCCAAGACCCUCUGCCCACCAACAACGAGGGAAAAAGGUCGAAUUAAGGACAUGGUGACACCAUACAAGACUCCGUAUGAGCGGUGGAAAACGUGGCCAUGCUCUGUUUACUGUGGAAAUACAAAUAAACCUCUAAGACUGGAGCGUCCAGCGAUGUACACCCACAUUUCUCUUCCACGUCUCUGCCAACAUGCCCCUGUGGGAGUUUAUGGAUAUGCUGCAUCAACCACUCAGUGGACAGAAAACAAAGGGCGCCGCUCGGAUUGAUGAUAAGACAUUGCCAUCGUGACAAACGUGACUGACAGGAUUUUAAUUGGGGGACAGGGUCAGAAAAUCAAGAGGGAUCAGGGUUGGACAGACUGGCUAGUGGAUGAAGAUACUCUGACAAACUGCUGCUUCUUAUCAUCAACUAGCUCGUCAAGCGAAAUACUAAGCACAUGAUCUACCUUUCAAAUUUACAAUAUUAAAUAUGACAUAAUUUCUAUUUUUUCUUUUCUGACAUUGACAUCAUUCUUUUCAUAUUUGGACAUAAGCCAUUAUUGAGAACAUAGUAUAUGUAGAAUGUUAUUCUAGCAGAUUAUUAUCAUAUACAAACACAGAAACUGUAUUUUCUACUGCACUUUUUUUUAUUGUGUUUGUGUACAGUAAGUUAUCAUCUCUAAUACUGAUGCCCAGAAGAAAAUAUAUCUCUAAAAGUGCAAAUUAGCAAAUUAAGUAAAGAAGAACUUCUGGUCAAAUUUCCCAUCAUCUAUUGGAUAUUGGACAUCAUUAAAUGCAUUAUUUUUUGCCACAGUAAUGAUGUUUUUCACAUACAAGACAUGGGUGAUCAGCAGAUGUGGAUGACUGAAGAAACUGGUGGAUAAGUUGGAGCUGAAAUGUUUCUGUUGGACACAAAAGAAAUGAUUUUUAUAACCACAAUAUAACCAGGUGAAAGAAAGACAAAAGUCUUCUGAUGAGAAGACUGUACUGUCCGGAAGGUGCUGCAUGCCAAUACACAGUUACUCCCCCUACUGGCUGUCUGAUAGUACUAAACAACAGUAUGUUGUAAUACUGUGUGCUCUCACUGUUAACGUCUCUCUCUCCUUCUUCAUGGUUCUCUCAGUUCAAAUGUAUGUCUAAUGUAUGUCUCGUUCGCCUGCUCGUCUCAGAUCGAAUCAUGUAUGCAGCUGCUACAAAAUGCACAAUGAAUGUCAGGCUGGCUGUGAUACAUUCCAAGAAAAAUGUAGCUAACUAUACUGGCAUGGAUCCUGAGACUAACAGAGAUAUGGCAGACAUAGGAAUGAGUCUGGAUAUUUAAUUACUAAGAAAAUCUUGAUUGCCAAGGUUGGCUCUGCCUGUCUUCAAGUUACUAACACUAGUUCACUUCGUUCCUGCCUCGAGACGUACAUGUUUCAAAAUGGUGAACUGACAAGAUGUUAAAACCAAGAGCAAAGGGUUUUUAAUGGCUUGCAAUCCUAAAAGAAGCAAUAUCAAUGAAAAACUACCUUUUCAAUCAGAAACUAGGUAGGGAGAGGGGCUUUGGUCUAGCCUUAAUCAGAUCCUACAUUUUAGAGGUGAGAUGUGUUUCAGGGAGUGUGGUCUUUGUCUUCUGUUUUCCACAAACCUACACCCACAUUCCUAAAGUUUCUGAAAACAGGAGUACUGAUAAAAUGUUUACAACCUAACAGCUCCCCUUCAGUGGCCCCUGCAGAAACCAGCAGUUACCAGUAAACAGGAGACAAAGGGAUCAGUCAUUUUACCUGGAAACAGGCAUCUGGAGGAGUGUGUUCGCCCCCCUGCAGAGGGCUCAUGGCUGCUGAACAUUGUAUUUUUUCAUAAAGUUGACUUUAAAAUCAAAGCUUUAAGGGGGCACUCCAGCCAUUUAGUAUUGGAACCUCCGUAAAGUUGAAGAACCCUCAAGAGAUAUUCAAAGGAAUCAUAUAUCCUGACUUUAACUCUAAAAACACUGGAUACUCCAGUUCCCAUAAUGCAACCAGUGGCAUCAUUUUGCCUGCCAAAUGUCAAUGUCUUUCAAACUCCAUACUUCUAACGCAGACUUUGUGUUAUAAAGAAAGCUCCUCCAGAGAAAACAUCGUACUGAGCGCUCCUCGUGACGAGCAGACUAACCUAUAUAAGGAGGUUUGGUGCAGUGCCUCUUAUAACGGUGACUGGGGUUUGCUGGGGUUACUGUAGGUAGAAUUUAAAGGGGAAUACCACUCAUUUUAACAACUGCCAUGUCCGUGGUCUAUGACGGUCCAGUCUGCACUGUAGCUAGAAUCUGGUCCAAGACUUGUCAGCUCUGGAGAAUCUUCAGCAUUAGCUUCUUACUGACAAAUCAAACAUCUCAGCUCUUAUUCUUCCUUUUGAAAAGCUGGAUUCUGGAUUUAUUGACUGGCUUUAGUCAUGGUUAGUCUAUGUUGCCACAGUAUGUAGAGCUGCAGUGUGAUCUGACCACUGAUCCUGCACCAGUACUCUCUCAUUCCCAGACACUUUAUUAAUGUGGGUGCUAACACGGGACUAUAUAGAUUGACAUGAAGAUUAUACCUAUUAUAUUAAAGUAUGUUGAUUAUAUAGUAGUAUAUACAGUGGCUGCAUUUACUCAGCAACAAUGGGAAUUUUUCAACAGUGGCUCAGUAAUCAGAUCAUCAUUUGCUGAGUCACAAAGUAGCACAGAUUUCUCAACGAUGAGGCCGCUUUUACACAGGAUCAGAAACUCUGAGCUCUGGCUUUGAGCAGCACAUCUGAUCAUCAUUGGUCGUCUGUAUAUUAAGGGACAAAAAUUAGAGUGCGCGUAGCUUCCCUCGUUUCAGACGACUGAUGGAUGAUCCGAUCUGUGCUGCGUGAAACACUAUCUGGUAUAUCUGGUCUUCCUUGCCUGUGUAUUAAGUCUUAAAGUAAAUCGCAUCCAUAUGUUUAAUCCAGUGUGACCCAGAUGUAGUAAGGUUUCAUAACUGGCUCAACACCAAAGAAGUGAAAUCAGAUCUGUUUCACAUGGGGUUAAGUAUAUAGUUUUAUCUGUUCCUGUUCCAGAUAUAUGUACAUACAGUAUUGUGAAAAAUAUAUAACAAGUAUUGUCUGACAGUUUGCUCUAAAAAUUAUAUUAAGUAUUUAUUCCAAAUGCUAUAUUUUUUACCAUAUAUAGUAUACUUAUGUAUGCAUGGACAAAUAUUCCAGUGAUUCUGUUGAGGGGGCAUUGGGGUGAUUGGAAAUUAUGCUGUUCCCUGAUGAUGUGAUUAUCCAGCUUAUCUUUGAUAGGUUGGGUGGUGUAGUACAUGUGUGAUUUGACAAGGAUGUGAAGUGUGUCAUGUGCCCUUUAAUACUAUCUUUGACAUUUGAGGGGGAAAUAUGAAGCAGAUUUGGAACCGGCUUAAGCUACAAGGGCAACGUCUCCCUUGUUUGAAAACCUGAUCUGAUAAUCAAAGUGUAUGUACAUGACAUGAGUCAAAUGUAAAAACAUGUACCUCUCUGAAGUAUUCCUUGUACUGUAUAUGUUACA
Molecule: messenger RNA, 8407 nt
Organism: Chelmon rostratus (copperband butterflyfish)
Lineage: Eukaryota; Metazoa; Chordata; Actinopteri; Chaetodontiformes; Chaetodontidae
Gene: kank4
Product: KN motif and ankyrin repeat domains 4
Exons: 10
Coding region: 229-4869 (1546 amino acids)
Biological process (GO): negative regulation of actin filament polymerization
Cellular component (GO): cytoskeleton; cytoplasm
Molecular function (GO): protein binding
Source: RefSeq, a predicted model, not a curated record